UUGUAGAUCCAAUCGUACAUCUACUAUAUAUUUUUAAAACCCCAUCCCUUUGACAGUUGAUCUAUAAAUCAAACACACUCUCUUAAUCCCAUUUUAAUACCCAUCAAUAUCCAGGAUGAAUGUUCUAACUACUGGAAUAAUUUUAUUCUCAUUUUACACAUGCCUUUGUAUGGAUGGUGCUGCAGGAGGAUCUGACGGCAAAGACCCUGGAGAUAAUCCACCCCCAGAUUCUGACGAAUGGGCACAUUUGCCAGGUGAAGAGCCAAGGGAACUUUACACAAGCGAUGAUUGUGGCUGUGGCCCUCAUGAUAAAACUCCUGAAGGAGACAUAUUAGUAUCAGUAGAUCCAAAAAAUGGGCUAAACAAUAACCAUACUAAUUGUUCUGAAUUUAAAGGCAAAGAUGGUAAAAAACACCGUUCGUUUCAACCUCAUCUUUAUUGUUUUUAUUGUGCCGUAUAUUAUAACGGUGAACAAGUUUGGACGAUGACAGACGGUGAUCCUGGAGCAGUGGUUGAAUUGUAUCCCAUAAAGAGAUCAGCAAAAACUAUGGAAAUAAAACUAAGAAGUGGUGGUAAAGUUAUUUUUCAAAAGUCAGGAAAGAAUAAACCAUGGAUAAGACAAAAUCCUGAUGAGGACAAGGAAACAGAUUAACUGACUAAAUCCAAAAUUCCUAUAAAUGUAGUUUAACUGGGUA
This is a messenger RNA of Theileria parva strain Muguga, 695 nucleotides long. RefSeq lists its product as uncharacterized. Bases 116 to 652 code for a protein of 178 amino acids. Lineage: Eukaryota; Apicomplexa; Aconoidasida; Piroplasmida; Theileriidae. The record is from RefSeq and is a predicted model, not a curated record. The transcript has a single exon.